CUCACAAUAUAUUAACUGGGCAAGUAAAGCCAAAACCAUCUGCAUGGGUGAAACCCCCUUGGAAGUAAGGGAAAAUUGUGAUUUUUGUAAUUUGGGUGAACAGAGCCUAUAGACCUUGCAACUUCCAUCUUUUUGAGUGGGGGGGGGCAAUGGGAAAAUUCUUUGUUAACAAUGUGUGGGGAAAAUUGACAGGAUGGUUUUUACACUGACCCCACCCCUGCCCUUCACACACACCAGCUCUGAUGAUAAAAAGAAGUGAGUGGUAUCAUACAGACCAGACCUCCCUGGCACUCACAGCUACAGCACCUGCUGCUCUGUAAGCUGGAGUCUUCAGUCAUGUUGAGUGGUGGUAUGUUGGUGUUUUCUGUCUUCUGCCUCUGCGUGAAGAUAAGCCCUCUGAGUGCAAUGACGUUGCCUGAAGAGGGUAUUUUAAAGACCCUUUUGAAAAGUUCUGCUGUUGAGACCUCUCCACAAGCUACAGUGGAUGCAUCUUUAGCAGCUGAGGAUAGAGCAAAUAUUCAGAAUAUCUCCAUUCAGGCCGACAUGCAGAAAACCAUGAUUGUCUCACAGAAGUCAUCUGGUGCCUCAGUGCAGGUACUGUCCAGGAUCAUCAGAAUCCCCCUGAGCUUGUCUCUGGACUCUGUUGACGACAUGUAUUACGGCUGCUCUCAAAAGAUGCUGAUCAGAGUGAAAAAUUACUACCUCCCAAGGAACACUAGGGACGAUCUGCACUCCACCUACACAAAACUUUGUGCCCUGAAAGCCAUGAAGAAUAAGGACACCUAUGACGUGCUAUCCUGGAAUCACUUCAGGGCCUUGUGUGCCUACACAGCAGGGGCAUAUGAUGGCUUAAACCGAGCAGUCCGCAAGGGGAGGGCAUCCUACAAGACCUCAUUUGAGUUCCAUGCCCUCCAUUUCCUGCUAUCGGAUGCUAUCCGGCUCCUAAAACUCCACCAAAGAGGCUGCUACACCACCUACAGGAGAAGCAAACUGCUUUUCAGUGGGGAAUCUGGACAAACCAUACGCUUUGGCUCGUUUGCCUCCAGCUCACUCAACAAGGACCUGCGUCAGUUUGGACAGAGGUCCUGCUUCGAGAUUCACACAUGUUUCGGUGCCUAUCUGAAGUCCUAUUCUGAGUUUGACUCAGAUGAGGAUGAAGUACUGAUUCCUCCAUAUGAGAUGUUCAAUAUUGUCUCUGUGGACACGUCAGGAGAGAAUGAUUUACAGUGUGAUGUUGUCUACAAGCUUGAGACUGCUGGGAUUUACAGCAGUCUCAACUGCCAGGCUGUGGAUCUUAUUUAAAAGCCGGAGUGUACAAUUUCAUGUUGUUUCAUUAUCUUGACUUUAUUAAAGCAUGAGUGGUUUGAAAUUAAAAGUUCACUCUUCGCCUUGGAGAUGGCACUCAACAAAACAAUCUGACAGUUAGGUCCAUUUAGUAGCUGUUCUGCAGACAGUUUGUUUUGCUAAUUACUUUAUCAAUUAACAGCACAAAGAUGAACUAUUAUUUCACAACUAACCACCAUGCUAAGCUUUCCACACGUGUCACAGCACUUACCAAACAAGUAGCGGUCCUCCUGUUGACACAUGACUGCAAAGCAUGCUGAACAAAAAAUAUUAGCCAGAAAUAGUCCAAGUUGUCUAUCAGCCCCAGUCAGUUUGUCUAUUCAUUAUUAUUUAAAUGUCUAAGAAGAAUGGACAUAAAGUCAGCAGAAUCACAUCUGUGAGGCCUGCAAUUCAAUACUUCAUACAAGACAGUAUUUUCAAGUUUCAACUUUGCGCCUUCCCCAAUUAACCCACAGUGAGAGGGUGCGCUACAAAAGAAACAGGAAGUGUAGCAACAGUCA
Messenger RNA from Scatophagus argus, 1844 nucleotides. Its product is annotated as NAD(P)(+)--arginine ADP-ribosyltransferase 1-like. Gene Ontology annotation, molecular function: NAD+ poly-ADP-ribosyltransferase activity; NAD+-protein-arginine ADP-ribosyltransferase activity. Lineage: Eukaryota; Metazoa; Chordata; Actinopteri; Scatophagidae. Bases 337 to 1302 code for a protein of 321 amino acids. The transcript has 3 exons. The record is from RefSeq and is a predicted model, not a curated record.